This is a messenger RNA of Cylicocyclus nassatus, 405 nucleotides long. The record is from the annotation of a GenBank genome assembly. NCBI's taxonomy places the organism in Eukaryota, Metazoa, Nematoda, Chromadorea, Rhabditida, Strongylidae.
UUUCAGACGUACGUCAGUUCGACAAGAAUGAGAAUUUUCAAACUUGCCUUCUUGUUACUUACCAUCUUGAUGAUUCUCUCCGCUGUGGACGUAGCUGAAGGGAAUGUUCUCAAAACAAUUGGAAAAGGGCUACUAAAAGCUGGAGAAUUCGUUAAAAAUCGUGCGGUAGAACAGGCCAAGAAAGUUCCGAAAGCUAUCAAGCAAACUAUUCAAGUGCUAAAAAUUACCGGUGCACUAUGACUGCACUAGGAUGUUUCGUGCUCGAUUGUCGAUAAACCUUGGCAUUGUGAAAGUAGUAAUACAGUUUUUGAGCUGCCGACCAAGGUUAGCAAGACUUUAUUAUGCGAUAAGCCAACGUUCCGCCGUCGAUAGGAUUUUUUGAAAGAUCGAGACUUUAAUCUGCCC